AUGACAGAAUCAUUUGAUGAAGAUAAUCCUAGUCCAAUAUUAGAAGAAAGUUUCCAUCUAGUAUCGAAAAAGAACACAGUUUACAAGGUUAAAUUGUCAGAGAAAGGUCUUUGCCUUCAGAAGAGGUACAAUGGCAUAACUAAAACACAGACUGUUCUUUUAGAGGACAUAAUAGGAUGUAGGUGCAUGAGGAAAGGUCUCUAUGCACAGAAAUGUAAGUGGAGGCCUAGGAUUAACAAGAAGCCCCUUAACAACCCCCUGCAGGUUGAGGAAAAUAGCUCUGUUUUGUGGGACGAUUCCGAUAUCAGUGUCUGGUUUCAUAUUUAUGCCUACGUAAUGAAGAAGGGAAAGGUCUUCACCCAAAAGAAGAGAGAAAGAAUGGUAAUAACUCUUAGGUUUCAGUCCUAUGAGAGGUAUGAUGAGAACCUGAAUAAGGCGCAGAAAUGGAAAGUAACUUUAAAAUAUCUCAUGAACUCCUUACAUAAAGGCUCUAUACCAGCAUGCUACUUCUUGUCAUCAGACAUAAAGAUAGGUAAUAAAUUAUUAGUGAUACUGAAUCCUAAAAGUGGAAUUGGGAAAGCGAGAGACAUAUUCCAAAGCAAAGUAGUUCCUCUCCUGGAUGAAGCAGAAAUCAGCUACCACCUCCAUUGUACCACUCAUGCUCACGAUGCCCAGAGCCUUGUUCGAAAAGAGAAUUUAUGGCGGUACAUGAGAGGAAUCGUGGUUGCUGGCGGAGACGGUAUACUAUUUGAAGUGAUCAACGGUAUCAUGGAGAGGCCUGACUGGUCAGCAAUCUGUUCCCAAAUCAAACUUGGCAUAAUACCUUGCGGUUCUGGAAAUGGUCUAGCUAAAUCAAUCGCUCAUGCUAAUGAUGAGCCUUAUGACAAAAAUCCGGUCCUUGUGUCAGCCUUGAAUGUUGCCCAUGGAAACAGUACCCAACUUGAUUUGGUUCGUGUUGAAACAAAACAUCAGGUAUUAUUUUCAUUCCUGUCGAUUGGAUGGGGACUUAUAUCUGAUGUUGACAUUGAAAGUGAGAGACUGAGGGGGAUCGGUAGUCAGCGAUUCACUAUCUGGAGCGUGGCAAAGCUUAUUGGUCUUAGAUCUUAUAAAGGAAGAAUAUCAUAUCUUCCUGUAGCUGCACAUCAAUUGAUAGCACAGGAUGAUUUUGAUGCUAGAAGCGUUGUUUCAGAAGAUGAAAGGAGAGAUAGCUUUUACUCGGUUGUUUCUAAAAAGAGCACCUUCCUCUCUGUCGCUAGCUCAAGCUACGAAAGCCUCGCAGAGGAUGCGGUCAAGCUGUAUGGUCCGACCUCUGACCUUCCUCCCCUGAGUCAAAGCGUACCUCCGUCUUGGACUUCAAUUGAAGGUGAAUUCGUUCUUGUCCACGCUUCUUACCCAACGCACUUGAUGACUGAUUGUUUGUUUGCUCCGUUAGCUAAGUUGGACGAUGGGUGCAUUUGGCUGUGCAUAAUCAGGGCAGGGAUUUCUAGACCUCAUCUCAUGCAGUUUCUGGUUGGCCUCUCAAACGGCUCUCAUGUGAAAGUACCUGAGGCAGAAAUGAUCCCAGUAACUGCAUUGAGAAUCGAACCUGAAUCUGGCCAACUGACAGUGGAUGGCGAGGCCAUCAACCUUGGGCCUUUGCAAGCUGAGAUACUGCCGUCAGCGAUCAAGAUUUUUGCUAGAGGUUGA
Messenger RNA from Nezara viridula (southern green stink bug), 1686 nucleotides. The record is from the annotation of a GenBank genome assembly. Lineage: Eukaryota; Metazoa; Arthropoda; Insecta; Hemiptera; Pentatomidae.